AUGACCUCGCUGAUCCUGAUGUUCAUCGUCGGCGCCCCGCUGAAUUUGGCCGCCUACACGCAGCUCUCCGAACGCCCCAUCCACACACGGCUCGACAUCCUGAAGCGGCACCUGAACAUGACCGAUCUGUUGGUCAUCUUCGUCUACGUACCAAGCAGGGCAUGCUGGCUGAUGACGUACGACUGGCGGGGUGGGGAUCUGCUGUGCAAAGUCGUCAAAUUUCUGCAUACCUUUGCGUUUCAGUCCUCGUCGAACGUGAUCGUCUGCAUCGCCAUCGACCGCUUGCUCUCCGUGCUCUCACACGCGCACAACUCGCCCUCAAAAGCUCAUCGCAGAACUCGAUGCAUGCUAUCGGUUGCCUGGACGAUCGCGUUCAUCUCCUCCCUACCCCAGCUGGCCAUCUGGAGAAACUACCUAGCCUUCAAGAAAGAAAACUGGAAUCAAUGCCUCCAGACCUGGGAGAUCACCCGAAUCGAGAUGAGCAUGCGCGGCGUCGUCGAUGACGCCGUCAAGAACCGGCUGUACUCGCUGGAGACGCUCUAUUCGGUUAUCCAUAUGGGAAUGGUGUUCUGGAUCCCGGUGUUGAUUGUCCUGCUCUGCUACGUGGUGGUCCUGUGGUGGGUCUGGGUCAACUCCAGGCCGUCGCUGUCAGGUGCGUCUCUGCGUGUGAUUCGGGGCCCCUCGCUGCCCACCGCCUUUGACUCCAACGACACCACCCUGCUCACCAGGGCUUCGGAGUGGAAGCCGCUGAAAACGUUCAAGAAGAAUGGUAACACAUCAAACUUGGAAGAGAAAAAAAUGCCGAAAAUCGUUGUCUCCGAUGAAAGCUGCGGUCUGCAGCCGACCACGGACCCCCAAAGGACAUCCAUUACCUCGACAGAAGCAUACUCGAAGGCCGGCGUCCAUAUGGGCAACAGCCAAUCGUACAAUGCGAGAAUUACAAGAUCGCGCGCAAUCAGAGUAUCAUUCCAACUCGUCGCAGCCUACAUAGUUUUCUGGCUGCCGUACAACCUUCUCGGAGUCCUACGGAUUGCGGACCCCAGUAUACUUCCCCGAGCAGAGAUCAGCAGGCUAUACUUUCUACAUGAACUGAUCGUCUUCAACUCGGUCAUAAACCCGUAUCUUUACGGGCUUUUCGGCAAUCUUCGCAAGCCGGUUUCGAGGAACUACGAC
Messenger RNA from Mesorhabditis spiculigera, 1173 nucleotides. Lineage: Eukaryota; Metazoa; Nematoda; Chromadorea; Rhabditida; Rhabditidae. The record is from the annotation of a GenBank genome assembly.